Suricata suricatta (meerkat) is the source of this 1412-nucleotide messenger RNA. Its product is annotated as thiamine transporter 2-like. Gene Ontology annotation, molecular function: thiamine transmembrane transporter activity. NCBI's taxonomy places the organism in Eukaryota, Metazoa, Chordata, Mammalia, Carnivora, Herpestidae. Gene Ontology annotation, biological process: vitamin transport; transmembrane transport. The record is from RefSeq and is a predicted model, not a curated record. The transcript has 6 exons. Bases 18 to 1412 code for a protein of 464 amino acids. Gene Ontology annotation, cellular component: plasma membrane.
UUAAAGUGUAACCAUCCAUGAAUUUUUGCCAAACAUCACCACGCCGUUCCUGGGUUUUCCCCACAGUCAGCCUCUGCUGCUUUGGAUUUUUCUCAAUGAUGAAACCAUCGGAGCCAUUUGUUGUCCCUUAUUUGGCAGGACCAGAUAAAAAUAUAAGCCUCAGCAUGAUCACAAACGAGAUCCUUCCCAUUUGGACAUACUCUUACCUGGCCCUGCUGCUCCCGGUGUUCAUCCUCACCGAUUACGUCCGCUACAAGCCAGUCAUCAUCCUACAAGGGAUCAGCUUCAUCAUCACCUGGCUGCUGCUUGUAUUUGGUCAAGGACUAAGAGCCAUGCAGGUGCUAGAGUUCUUCUAUGGGAUGGUCUCCGCCACCGAGGUGGCCUACUAUGCCUACAUUUACAGUGUGGUCAGCCCAGAGCAUUACCAGAAAGUGAGUGGCUACUGCAGGAGCAUCACCCUGGUGGCCUACACGGUGGCCUCAGUGCUGGCCCAGCUCCUGGUAUCCCUGGCCAGCCUUUCGUACUUUUAUCUCAACGUCAUAUCCUUGGCCUCCGUCUCUGUGGCCUUUCUUUCCUCACUUUUCCUACCGAUGCCUGAGAAGAGCAUGUUUUUUCAUGGAACACCCAGCAAAGGAGCUCUGCCCAAGUCACCGGGAACACCCAGCAAAGGAGCUCUGCCCAAGUCACCGGGAACAGAUGCUUCCUCAAAGGAACUGCAAAAGGAUCCCAAACCCGUCUGCAAAGGAUUAUUCACCUUUUCAGGGAACCUGGGUGAUGGUCCAUUGAACAAUCCGGAGCCAGGAAAUGUAACGUUGAGAGUUUUUGUGCAGUGGUUCCAAGAUUUGAAGGGUUGCUACUCCUCAAAGCAUCUUUUUUACUGGUCCCUGUGGUGGGCCUUUUCCACAGCAGGUUUUAACCAGGUUUUGAACUAUGUUCAAAUCCUGUGGGAUUACAAGGCGCCAUCCCAGCGCUCUGCAAUCUAUAAUGGAGCAGUAGAAGCCCUUGCAACCUUUGGAGAAAAUGGCAGCAAAAGACAAAGAGCAGUAGGAAAGGGGAAAGGCAGGUCCAGUUAUAUGUUUCUCAUAACGAUAGCAGCAUUUCAGAUCGCUGUCAAUCUCAGUGUGGAACGCUAUGCCCUGGUAUUUGGAAUCAACACCUUCGUUGCCUUGGUGAUCCAGACUGUCAUGACUGUAAUUGUGGUUGACAACCAGGGACUAGGGCUUCCCGUCAACGUACAGUUUUUAAUUUAUGGGAGUUAUUUCUCUGUCAUUGCUGGAAUUUUCCUAAUGAGAAGCAUUUACAUAAUCUAUUCAGCCAAAUGCGCACAGGAAAGAUGUAUUUCUACUACUGACCAGAAUCCACAUGAGCUGCACAACUCAAUUUCCGAGAGGAACACGGUGACACAGUUUUAG